Molecule: messenger RNA, 1641 nt
Organism: Lodderomyces pseudojiufengensis
Lineage: Eukaryota; Fungi; Ascomycota; Pichiomycetes; Serinales; Debaryomycetaceae
Exons: 1
Coding region: 1-1641 (546 amino acids)
Cellular component (GO): membrane
Molecular function (GO): acetyl-CoA transmembrane transporter activity
Source: RefSeq, a predicted model, not a curated record
AUGUCCGAAAAAUUAAGUCAUCCUCCCAAAAAUGAGUCAAACACACUAGAAAACCAGCUCAAUUACAGACAUGCAGCGUUUGAAGAAGAAAACGAUGGUCUACUACCAAUAACUCAACAAGAUUUAAAACCUAAAGUCAAUAGCACUACUAAGUCAGAUCAUCUACUACCUCAAGAUAGAAAAGCAUUUUUUAUUCUAGUGAUAUUGUAUUUAUUACAAGGUGUACCUGUUGGAUUAGCAUUUGGCUCAAUACCUUUUAUUUUGAAAAGUAAAUUAAGUUACUCACAAGUUGGAAUAUUUACUUUAGCAGCAUAUCCUUAUUCAUUAAAAUUGAUUUGGUCUCCAUUUGUUGACUCCAUAUAUUCAAAAAAGAUCGGAAGAAGAAAAUCAUGGAUCAUACCUAUUCAAAUAAUUUCUGGUUUGAUCCUAAUUUAUUUAGGUUUUAUAAUUGAUAAAUUAAUGGAAAAUCCAAAACAAUAUUUAAAUUUAAUAACUUUAUGUUUUUUUGUUUUAGUACUUUGUUGUGCAACUCAAGAUAUUGCAGUUGAUGGCUGGGCAUUAACUUGUCUUUCACCAGAAAGUUUAUCGUAUGCAUCAACUGCUCAAACAAUUGGAAUAAAUACUGGAUAUUUUUCAAGUUUUACAAUAUUUUUAGCACUUAACUCUCCUGAUUUUGCAAAUAAAUAUUUAAGAUCAAUUCCGAAAGAUGUUGGAUUAUUCACUUUAGGUCAAUAUUUGAGAUUUUGGGGAUUCAUGUAUUUAUUAGUUACAGGGAUUGUGUUUUUUGUUCCCGAAGAUCCUCCACAUUUGAUUAAUAGUAUCAAAGAUAAACGUGUAAAGAAUCAAGAUGUUUAUAAUUUAAAAGACAAAUGGACUCAGUUGACACAAGUAUAUUCUUCAAUGUAUGAAGUUUUAAAAUUACCAAAUGUUCAAACAUUUGUAAUUAUUUUAUUAUUAGCUAAAUUGGGAUUUCAGGUGAAUGAAGCCGGAACGAAUUUGAAAUUACUAGAGAAGGGGUUAUCAAAAGAAGAUUUGUCAAUAACGGUCUUAAUAGAUUUUCCAUUUGAAAUGAUAUUCGGAUAUUAUGCAGGGAGAUGGUCUACUGGUAAAGCUCCACUAAGGCCGUGGAUAUGGGGUUUCAUUGGAAGAUUAGUCGCCGCAAGCUUAGCUCAGAUGAUUGUAUAUUUCUUUCCUGAAGAUAGACAAGUUUCCAAAACAUAUUUUUUAAUGAUCAUCUUACAACAUUUAUUAGGCUCUUUCAUGUCAACUAUUCAAUUUGUUUCAUUAUGUGCAUUCCAUACAAAAAUAGCAGAUCCAGCGAUCGGAGGAACCUACAUGACAACUUUAAAUACUUUAUCGAACUAUGGAGGAACAUGGCCAAGGAUAUUCAUUUUCUUUUUAAUUGAUAAAAUCACUAUUUCAGAAUGUAAUUCUAGCAAAGGAACUUUCAGGAUUGAUUCCGAAAAAGGAAGAGAACUGUGUAUAGCUGAUGGUGGUGCUGUGAAAAUCAUCAGAGAUGGUUAUUACUAUACAAAUGCGUUAUGUAUUAUAUUAGGUAUAUGUAUCUUGUUAUGGGUCAAAAAGAAAGCUGUAUAUUUACAAAGCUUGCCAAACAGUGCCUGGAGAAUUAAAAAGCAGUGA